AUGUUUAGCAACCGACACGAGAAAAGUGGGAAUGAACAGUUUUGUACUGAACUUAGCAAAUGGAUUUUCCAUGAAAGAAGUCACCUCAAAGUGAACCACGACGACAGAACAGGCAAAGCACGGGGGUUCUGGCACCAGGAUUUACAAAAAGGAAGGCGUUUCUUACCACGUGUGACAUUAUAUGUUGGAGACAUAGAUGAGGAGAGGAGCAGGUACGUCCGCCAAACUCUGCCGAUGACCCAUGAUGGGACACCUAAGGAGUGUUCCCUAGCUCAACUGCUCACCAGACAGGGAAGCUAUGAUCGUGAAGGUGUUGGUAUCGCCCAUCCUAAUUGCCUAUUUUUACUCUUCAUCAAAGUCUGUCUGUCCAAGUUGCAGGGAUCCCACUCGACCAAAACUAAAAGUGAGGUUAGUGGGAUCAGAAGGAAGACUUGGUGGCAAAAGGGUACAGAACGAGCAAGGCACGAGACAUUGUUUGCCCCACAUGUGCCUUUGUUUUGUCUGGACAUUUCAUGCCCCACACCUGAGACAUCACUUCUUAAUCUUGUCUGCCCUGAUAUUUCUUGGAAUUGGCCCUAUAAUGCAGUGAAUAUGAAUAUUUUGUAUGUUAGAAUGAAAAAAUUGCUCUUGAUUGUUGAGUUCCCGUUGUGGAGUAAAGAGAAAUCCAAACUCCGGUGGCCUGCCGCCUCUGAUUCCGGCUCCAAUUUCGGUCGUCUGAUGCUUUCUGUCGGAGAACUAACCUUUCGCCUGAAUUUAGAGACUUCAAUUUUUGCAGUAUACACGACAAAUGGAAUUAUUUCACGCAUUCUUUAUCAUGUGGUGGUGCUUGGAUAUUUGACGGCGCAAAUGCGUAUUUCAAAGGUAAGAGAUCUGGCGGUUGAUACUGGUUGAUAUCCACCAGUUGCUGUUUGGGGCUAAUUGUUGCUGUCCGGGCUCGUUACAUUCUUGUUCGGGCUCGUGGAAUUGCUGUUCGGGUUUCUCAGCUUGAACCGAACGAGCCAGGUGCCUACCGGGAUAGAAAGGGUGCUGCUCGGGAAAAACCGGGGGCUAUCCGGGAGCGAUCAGGUGCUGUCCGGGACCUAGUUGCGGCUGUUCGGGGCCUGCUCGGGCCCAGCGAGUCGAGGCAGACGACCACCCAACAGCUAUUAAGAGGUUUAUAGUCGUAAAAGUACUCAGGUCACACACUAAAGUACCUAAAUUACGAAAAAGGACAUGUCUCUACAAAUAAGAAGACAACAAGAGCAUUUUCAAGUCCUGCGCUUGCGGGUUUUGAUCUGAUUGUAGAUGUAGUUGAUGACCUCCUUGAGCGUGGCCUUGCGGUUCUCCUUGAAGUUCCAUAGCUCAAGACGCUCAGGUUGCACUCUUGCAUCUCCAUCAGGGCCGUGGUCACAGCCUCGUAUAUCUCUUCGCCCCACUCUUCCCGAAGCCCACACAACUCCUCGUCCUCCUCCUUGAUCUCCCUCUACAAUACAUGAAAUGAAAUAGCAAUCGAGACAAACACUAUGGUCGAUCGAGUGAGGCAUAGCUGAGCUAGUGAACCAU
Molecule: messenger RNA, 1542 nt
Organism: Striga asiatica
Lineage: Eukaryota; Viridiplantae; Streptophyta; Magnoliopsida; Lamiales; Orobanchaceae
Source: the annotation of a GenBank genome assembly